Messenger RNA from Cladocopium goreaui, 800 nucleotides. NCBI's taxonomy places the organism in Eukaryota, Dinophyceae, Suessiales, Symbiodiniaceae. The record is from the annotation of a GenBank genome assembly.
ACGCGACCCUGAAGUUUGGUCCUACGCCUGGCAGCUGGCCCUGGCCUCAGAGGCGGCUUCGUACCGCGAGCAGCGGCGCUUGUACAUCGCGCGGUUGUUGGAGCGGAUCGAACCAAGGGAGAUUGGCGAGUUCGAAUAUUCCAAUGAUGGCUUUAGUCUUGCCAGUGUGAUGAUCGAAACCUUACUGGAUGUGCCUUGGGAGGACUUGAUGAGGCGCGAGCUGUUCCUUCCGCUGCGCAUGUCCUCGGCCGGCUUCGGAGCGCCGCCAGAGAUCUGGGGCACCAAAGGAGACGGCGAGGCCGUUGAGGUCAUGGAUCCCAGGAAACCAGGUGCUGACAAUCCAUGGGCAAUAGCGGCGGCAGGAGGCGUGCACUGUUCCCUGGAGGAUGCUGGUCGCUACAUGGCCGUGCACCUCUCAGCCCAGAGGGCGGCAGUGCUGGGCUUGUCCCCUGAGAGCUGGCGCAGACUUCACCAAGUCCCCACCGUCGGCGUCCCCGGCAGCGCUGGAUAUGCCCAGGGAUGGAUCGUGCGGAGUGGAGCCGACGGUGGCGACAGCUACAGCCUGGAACAUGAUGGGAGCAACACCUGGAACUAUAUGAGAAUGAAACUCUUGCCGUCGCAGGGUCUGGCUGUGGUGGUGACGCUGAACACGGGCAUCAGCGCGGCCCAAAUAGCAGGCGAGCUGUCGGAGCAAGUGCUAGAGAUGACCUUUGAAAGCGAUGAGCCAUGGGCCAUGGAUUAUGACAUCGAAUUCACUGGUCAUCAUUAAGGGCUUGUAAUGGUGUAGCUUUUUUGUCUGC